AUGUCAAUAUCUAUAGCAUCACUUCUUACUAAUGGUUCCGCCACGGCGGGCCGGGAACGAUGGGGUUACCUAGACAAAGUGUUGUCAACAACGUCUCCAUAUGCAGGGGAGGAGUUUGUGCCAGGCGAAGAGACAAUCAAUGCACUUGAGACAUCACGAGUUCUGGUGAUCGGGGCGGGUGGGCUUGGAUGUGAGAUUCUCAAGGACCUCGCACUAUCAGGCUUCAAGGACAUCCAUGUCAUCGACAUGGACACUAUCGACGUGUCCAAUCUAAACCGACAGUUCCUCUUCCGCGAAUCCGACGUAGGAAAAUCAAAGGCCGAAGUCGCUGCGGCCUUUGUCGAACGACGUGUGCCAGGAGUGAAGAUCACCCCUUACAAUGGGAAGAUCCAGGACAAGGAUGAGGAGUACUACAUGCAAUUCAAGCUCGUGAUCUGUGGGCUCGACAGCAUCGAAGCGCGACGUUGGAUCAAUGCCACCUUGGUCGAUAUGGUCGACAUGGAAAACCCAGAGUCACUGAAACCCCUGAUCGACGGCGGCACUGAAGGCUUUAAGGGCCAGGCUCGUGUCAUCCUUCCCACGCUCACUUCUUGCAUUGAAUGCCAGCUUUCCAUGCAUGCACCUCGUGCGGCCGUGCCGCUCUGUACUCUGGCCACGAUCCCCCGUCAGCCACAGCACUGUAUCGAAUGGGCGCACAUCAUCGCCUGGGAGGAACAGCGGAAAGGCGAGACCCUCGAUACCGACGACCCGGAACACAUCUCAUGGCUGUAUGCCACGGCAUUGGCGCGUGCCCAAGAGUUCAACAUCCCCGGCGUCACGUACUCCAUGACACAAGGCGUGGUCAAGAACAUCAUCCCAGCCAUUGCCUCGACGAAUGCAAUCAUCGCCGCCGCCUGCUGCAACGAGGCUCUCAAAAUCGCCACCUCCUGCGCGCCUUUCCUUGAAAACUAUAUGAUGUAUACGGGCGACUCAAACGACUCGGGGUUGUAUACCUAUACAUUUGCUGCAGAGAAGAAGGAUGACUGCCCUGUCUGCGGCAACCUAGCACAGGACAUCACCGUUGACCCGGACAUGAGGCUCGAGGAAUUCCUCGCCAGCUUGGCCGAGCGGGCAGAGGCACAGCUGAAGAAGCCCAGCAUUCGAACAGAGGCUCGGACGCUAUAUGUUCAAGCGCCAAAAAGCCUCGAGGAGCAGACGCGGCCGAACUUGGCCAAAAGGCUGAGGGACCUGGUUAGUGAUGGCGAGGAGGUCGGGAUCUCAGACACGGCAUUCCAGAUAUCGUUCAAGUACAGGCUGUUUUUCCAGAAGUAG
This is a messenger RNA of Capronia coronata CBS 617.96, 1311 nucleotides long. RefSeq names its product ubiquitin-activating enzyme E1 C. Gene Ontology annotation, molecular function: NEDD8 activating enzyme activity. Gene Ontology annotation, biological process: protein neddylation. Lineage: Eukaryota; Fungi; Ascomycota; Eurotiomycetes; Chaetothyriales; Herpotrichiellaceae. The transcript is spliced from 2 exons. Bases 1 to 1311 code for a protein of 436 amino acids. Gene Ontology annotation, cellular component: nucleus; cytoplasm. The record is from RefSeq and is a predicted model, not a curated record.